GACGUGCGCGCGAUCACGUGACCAGCUGUAUCUUUAAAGAUGGCGGCGAGAGGCGACAGGAGGCGAAGGACGGUUGAGACACCGGAGAACGAAGGCAGCUAUUUUUAUCAAGCGGCGGUAUUUCUUUUGGGUUGCGUUUUCGGUUAUCUUCAUCAGUGGCACGUAUCCACGCUCUUCGAAAAUGACCGCCACUUCUCUUAUUUGUCAGAGAUCGAGCGAGAGAUGUCCUUCAGAACCGAAAUGGGAAUGUAUUAUUCCUAUUACAAGACCAUUGUUGAAUCGAAGGAUGUUUUGGAAGGGAUGAUGAAGCUCAAGCAUGACAAUUUGUCAGAAUAUGGUAAUAUUGUUAACGCUGUGGAAAAGUACACCAUUCUACCUGAGAUUAUAGCAGGUUUUCUUUAUCAUACCGCAGUAAACCUUGGUGUGAUACCCAGUGUACAUUGUUGGCAGGUAGUGAGAGGAGAAGGACCUCCUGUAACUAGCUGCGAAGGUUUAGGCGUACCAGUGUAUUUCUAUUUAGAGAUAGUUUGGGUUUCCGCAUUUUGUACCGCGGCGAUACUUUUUUAUUACGCAACAAAUUUGAGCGAUUCUAUUUACGGCGGACUAAUAGCAAUACUAGCUUUUUUUUUUAACCAUAACGACUGCACUCGCGUUCAGUGGACGCCGCCGUUGAGAGAAACUUUUGCAUACCCCAUGUUGCUCUAUCAAAUGCACAGAGUUUCUCAAAGUAUUAGAGAAUAUACAAAACCUUCCAAGGUUAACGAAUCGACCGUGCAGCAUAGAACGAAAACAGCAAUGGACAUAUGUUUUGCAGUUUGUUUUUGUUUAUGCGCUUGGCAGUUUUCGCAUUUCGUCUUUGUGACGCAAAUCAUAGCAAUUCUCAUAUUAAAGUGGUUGAGGAUCAUACCGUACGAAUUCUAUAGGGAUUUUUCUGUGACCCAUUUCUUGGCUAUUUUUGUAGUGGCCGUCACGAAGUGCUACAUAAUACGUUCGUACUACGUGUGGCUAUUAAUUGGCAGCAUGGUGGCCAGCUGUAUAACUCAUAAUUUGCGAUCGCGACACAUCAGACAAGAAGUUCUCCUUGAAAUUAUUGUUACGAUAGUUUUGACAAAGUGGUUGGCUUAUAUGUUUUAUUCGCAAGACGAAGCUCACAUAUUCAACAUAUUGAUGGCCAAAUUAACGACCUACAAGGACUUUCACACUAUGCUUUACACUUGCUCGCCAGAAUUUGACUUUUUGCAAUACAAGACUUAUCAAGGAAUCAUAGUGACCAUGUUAUUGCCGACAUCAAUAUUCGCCGGCAUGCUCGCGCUCUACUAUUGGUACAGAAGUUUCGAGAAGAACAAAUAUCCAUUUUGUAUAGAGGCCGACGUGGCUUACAACGGUUUGCAGACCGGCGCUUUUAUCAUCAUGGCCGUCUUUAUUAUGCGACUGAAGCUAUUCAUGACGCCGCAUCUCUGCAUAAUAGCCGGGACCGCGUGUAGCAAACGAUAUCUUGAAAAGGCCGGUCUGAAGAACGAACUGAUGCGAGGCGCUUUUGUUAUUCUUCUAAUAGGCGCUAUGUCGUACCACGGCGUCGAUAAAUUUCAAGCAGAACGUUCAUUUAUAGGCGAGUACAGCAAUAUUGAACAAGAACAGUUAUUUGAAUGGAUAAAAAGCAACACGUCCGAACAGGCAGUAUUUGCGGGCAAGAUGUCGUUAAUGGCGAAUCUAAUGUUGUCCACGAGGAGAGCGAUCGUUAACAACCCGUACUAUGAGAGCAAAGAAAUGAGGGACAGAACUAUGAAGGUUUACGAGAUUUUUAGUCGAAAGGACGCGAUUUCCGUAUAUCAUUCUUUAAGAAACAUGAAAGUUAAUUUUGUCGUGCUGGAUAUAGCGUUAUGUUCCGGAUACGCCAACUUACCGCGCGGAUGUCAAAUGAUCGAUUUGUGGGACGUGGUCGAUGGAGGAGCGGCAAAGACCGCGAACAAGCCGCCUUUGUGUCCUAUUCUGCUCAGGGAAAACGCUUAUCCGUUCCGAAGAGUAUUUGCCAAUAACAACUAUGUUGUUUUGCAACUGGAUUAUACGCAUCACGUUGAAUUAAAACCACAAAUAAUUCCCAAAGCGUUGCAUUCUUAGUUACAGAGCACACGUUUCUCGAAUAAGCCAAAAAUUUUAUAACAAUACGAGAUACUUUACGAGACUGCAAGAGACUUCCUUUAAAAUGGAAUGAGUAUUUUAGAAAUAUCUCUUUCUCUCUCUCUCUCUCUCUCUCUGUGAGUGAAAAGAAUAUAUAUUUAUUUUUAAUACAGAGAUUUGUGUACAGAGACAAAAACAAAGCUAAGAGUUGAUAUACUAGAAAUUCUUGAGAAAGUCUGCCAGCUCGUGUGUGUAACUUUUACGAGGGAACGCGUAUUUUAUUUCCAACAAUCGAAAUGGAUACCAAGAAUUAAUCGUGUUUGCGUGAGGAAGGUGUUAAAUUAUUCUUUUUUCAAAUGCGAGAUUUAUAUACACGUGUUAUACUUCGCAAAAAAUUGAUUUACUAUAUAUGAGAGUAAUAAAUUUAUUGCAAACUGUUAGCAAGACGUACUUGGUUAAGUAAGAACGCGCAAAAGAUUGCUUCAUCAAUGUGAUCUAUUACUUAUACGCUUUGUGAUAGUUUUUUUUUCUAUACUUAAUUAUUUUUGCCAUACUUAAUCGUUUUGCCUUUUUGUUUACGCGAUUGCACAUAAGUUUUAAGGACGUUCUCCGACUACAGUGGUUAGCAACCUAAAAUAUCUCUUCUCAUGAGUAAGUUUGUGCUGCUGUAACAAAGUUAAGUUGAGCUAUUCAGCACCGCUAAGACCCGCUUACUCCGCGCUGAAGUUCAAAAAUAGCUCUGCAGUGCACAGCGCACAUAAAUUCAGCAAAACAAAAAAAAACAAAAAACGAAAA
This is a messenger RNA of Pseudomyrmex gracilis, 2913 nucleotides long. RefSeq names its product C-mannosyltransferase dpy-19. The record is from RefSeq and is a predicted model, not a curated record. Gene Ontology annotation, cellular component: nuclear inner membrane. The coding region runs from base 40 to 2118 and encodes 692 amino acids. The transcript is spliced from 9 exons. Lineage: Eukaryota; Metazoa; Arthropoda; Insecta; Hymenoptera; Formicidae. Gene Ontology annotation, molecular function: mannosyltransferase activity.